AUGCCAGCCACUCGUUCAUCCAGACGAGCGCAGAGCCGCGAACCGCUCACGUCCCACCCCAUAAAUGCAGGAGCUUCUAGCCCAGACAUCAUCAUAUUGUCAUCCGACGACGAACUUGCUAUUCCCAAGCAGAAUCGUUUGACCCCGAAGAAGAGCAAGCAGCGCGUGCGGUCGAAACCGCGAAUCUCGGCUGAUGUUAUUGUUCUGUCUGACGAUGAGGGGCCCGAGGCUUCGACGUCGACUGUUCCGCGCGGCACCACACCAAGCUUGCGGCAGCAACUGAAGGAGGCCAAGGAGAUGAUAGCCAGGCUUGAAGCCGAAGCCCGUGCUUGGGAGCAGAAGGAUAAAGCGUCUCAAGGCUUGCUGCCUGCACUAGACGAACACGUCAACUGUGAAGUAUGCACCCUGAAGAUGUGGACUCCUGCAACUCUCGCAUGUGGCCACACUUUCUGCCAGUCCUGUCUUCAAGAUUGGUUUACCACGGCGCUCACGCAACACAUGGCCGCAAACCCUGACUACGACGCGCAGCCCGCAAUCAUCCAACAAUACAAAGCCGCACUCCAGAACCCAAAUACCACCUCGCAAGCACGCCGCCAGCUGGCGAACCACAUCAAUGAACUCUUGGAGCACAUUCCUCAGCCACAGUACACUUGCCCUUCGUGUCGAGCCCCUGUGAAAAGCAAGCCCAUCGAGGUUUUCAGACUCAAGCAUAUUACACGUACUGUCGCUGCUGCAACGGGCGAGACCAGUCCGAAGAAGGCUGCGCCUGCGAGGACUACAAGGGGUGUUGCCAACCGUCGUGCUGCAGCCGAUGGUCCUUGGGAUGGAUUCUUCCCGUGGACGCCAUGA
Molecule: messenger RNA, 849 nt
Organism: Sparassis crispa
Lineage: Eukaryota; Fungi; Basidiomycota; Agaricomycetes; Polyporales; Sparassidaceae
Exons: 4
Coding region: 1-849 (282 amino acids)
Source: RefSeq, a predicted model, not a curated record